Molecule: messenger RNA, 167 nt
Organism: Racocetra fulgida
Lineage: Eukaryota; Fungi; Glomeromycota; Glomeromycetes; Diversisporales; Gigasporaceae
Source: the annotation of a GenBank genome assembly
AAAUACCUCAAGAUGAAAAUAUUACUGAUCUAGAUGAAUAUUCAGAGAGUCUAGACCCAUUUUCUGAAUAUUUUGACAAUGAUGAGAAUGAAGAUAACAAUUCAAAUAUUGACCUAGAUAAUAAUUCAGAUAAUAAUUCAGAUAAUAAUGAAUCAAAAUUAUUAUGA